CAUGUGUCGACCUUUCAGGGAGGAUGCAGUCUGCGAGGGACGACAAGAUGGCUGUAAUAAGAAAGAGGUUCUCCUCUGUCUGCUCUCCUUCAUUGCCUGAGGAGAGCAUUGGGAGUCUCUAUGACACUGCACCGGUUCCUGCCUCAGAUCCAGACAAUGAGCAAGAACAUCCUUAUGCAUCUCUGCUUUGUUGUCACCGUGUCCAAGAUUCUUUGCUGAGCUCCAACAGCAGCUUCACUAAAUACAGAGGCAUCCUCAACUGGAUCAUUAUUCUGCUGGUACUGACUCAUGCUCAUUUGUUCUUGGAGAAUUUUAUACAACAUGGAUUUCUAAUAGAUGUAAAGAAAGUUUUGGAGCAUCUUAUUGAAGAUAACUGCAACUGGCCAUCAGUCAACCUCAUACUGGCUGCCAACAUGUUUGCUAUUACAGCCUUGCUCCUCGAGAGGUCUCAGGAGAAAGGCUUGCUGCUUCUCACCAAGGCUCACCAUUUACAUCUCAUAAAUCUGGGCUUGCUCAUGUUGUUUCCUGCUGCAGUCAUUAUACAUGAGCCAACAAUAUCAACAGGUGGAGCCUUCCUCUCUCUUUGGGUCUAUAGUGCUCUGGGGAUGAAGCUUUAUUCAUACCAGGAAACUAAUCGCUGGUAUCGACAGGCUCAUUUAACACAUGCAGAAACAGACAGGAAUGUUUCUGCUCUACAGGAAUCUCACAAUGAACAUCUCACUAUUAAAGAUCUGUAUUAUUUCCUCCUUGCGCCCACUCUGUGUUACCAGAGAGAUUUCCCACGUACUCCCAAAGUCCGCAUCAAUAAGGUGCUGCACAGGCUGCUGGAGAUGGUGAUUGUCAUCCAGAUAAUGGUUGGAAUUGUGCAGCAGUGGAUUGAGCCCAUCUUCCAGAGAUCUGAAAACUCCUUCCCUAGUAUGGACAUCCCUAUGAAAGUGGAGCAUUUGGUGGGACUGGUGGCACCAACCCAUUUCCUCUGGCUCCUCUUCUUCUUUUUGAGUCACUCCUACCUGAACUUUUGUGCAGAACUGCUGCGUUUUGGGGAUCGUCACUUUUAUGGAGACUGGUGGAAUGCAACAACUCUGAUCUUGUUCUGGGAGAAUUGGAGCAUUCCUUUUCAGAAAUGGUGUCACAGACACGUGUACACAAAGAUGUUGGAAAAUAAUGUGUCCCCCUCCCGGGCGGAGCUAUCGGUCUUUCUGAUGUCUGCAGCUCUUUCUGAGUGUAUGAUCGCUCUACCCCUGCAGAGCUGUCGCCUGUGGAUCUUCCUCAUGAUGAUAUUUGAGCUUCUGGUCGCAGUAUUCCUCAGAAACUAUUUUGAAGGAAACUAUGGCAAUGGUUUAGUGUGGUUGUGCCUGCUGCUGGGCCCCCCUCUGGCUGUGACCACCUAUUUUCAUGACCACUACAUCGGUUUCCCCCACAACCUGUCAUCUUCUUCUUCGCCACCGACUUCAGAACAAAAUCUUCACAGCAAAGUCUUCCUGCAGCUACGCUGACCCGAAGGAAAUGUUGGAGAGAAAUCUCUCCUUCUGUACUGUGAAAAUGUCUGUCCAAGGAUCCUGUUAUGAUCAACAGCCUUGACACUAUUAAGCAAUAUUUACUGUACUGUAUACUAGUAUGUUGUGUAGCUUUGUUUCAAGGACUUCUGUACUGAGAACUGGCUUGAGUACUGUACUGAUCCAACUAUGUUUUACACAUACUGUGUACAGAUAAUA
Cheilinus undulatus (humphead wrasse) is the source of this 1715-nucleotide messenger RNA. Its product is annotated as diacylglycerol O-acyltransferase 1-like. Gene Ontology annotation, molecular function: diacylglycerol O-acyltransferase activity. Lineage: Eukaryota; Metazoa; Chordata; Actinopteri; Labriformes; Labridae. The coding region runs from base 24 to 1496 and encodes 490 amino acids. The record is from RefSeq and is a predicted model, not a curated record. Gene Ontology annotation, biological process: triglyceride biosynthetic process. Gene Ontology annotation, cellular component: endoplasmic reticulum membrane. The transcript has 18 exons.